Molecule: messenger RNA, 1393 nt
Organism: Microdochium trichocladiopsis
Lineage: Eukaryota; Fungi; Ascomycota; Sordariomycetes; Xylariales; Microdochiaceae
Exons: 2
Coding region: 241-1311 (356 amino acids)
Source: RefSeq, a predicted model, not a curated record
AGGCCGGCUGUACCUUAUUGAGGAUUUAUCGGCCUCGUAUCUCGAGGCUGUGGGCACGCACUUCAACAUCAACCCCGUCUUCUUCCUCAGGCACUUUUAUGCGCCGGUCAUCCACAAGCAUCAGCAGCUCGACAUCGCUCAAUGUCCGCCACAACAGCUGCAUUGCGGCAUGCACCAGCACGCCACGGGCAUGUCGCUACGUUACUAUGAUACCUUCGUCAGAGAUGGCCCGUUGGAGCGAUGGGCCAAGUUCACCGCCUGCAAUGCUCGCCGCAAAGUCGUAGUCACUCGGCCAUUUCCCAGAAAGGAUGCCAUGUUGACCAUUCUUCGCAACAUCUCCCUCCAUGUUGUCGACAACGCCACCGACAAGCCGUGGUCAGGGUUGAUGCCCCUGUGCGGUCACAUUGGGUUAUCUCAGAACCAGGUCCAGGUGGAAGAAGAGACCGGCUCGAGCUCUGCCACUUUAAGCCAUAUAUGGCACCUCUUGCAACAUCCGCCGACCUCUGGGCCAAGGAUGUCCUUACCUCACACCCGACAAAGGGUAUCACCAUCCCAUACGAUGAGGCUGGCCCCUUUCAGAAUAUAAUCGACUACUGGGCACGGCGAUAUACCAGCCUUGACCUCGCCACCGUGAUCGGAAACCCUCAAGGUGUUUUGAACUCGGUCGCCACAGGAGUCAUCUUACCGUCAUGGAUGAAUCUGUUGUCACUCUUGUCGGCGACUCUGAGUAACCACGAAUACUCAAUGUUUGAGUUCGAGGAGAUUUCACCAAACACGAGCGGAAAGAAGGUCAAGUCGGAGCUGACCAAACUUCGGGAUGCCCUUGGAAACAUCAGUCGCACCCGACGACGGGCUUGGUGGUACAUUGAGCACAUACACGUAUCGUUCCAGAACCUCGGUUACCCCAACGGGAGGGUCGAUCCCCAGUCUCACGGACACUCCAGCGGCCACUCUCCCGCAAUUGAAGAGCUGUCCGUCAUCCUCAACCGCUUCUACUACAUGAAAGAGCGGAUUGACUCUCUGAUCCCCAUCAUCCAAAACGCAUGCAACAUCUUGGAGGCCCAGCGAGGUGCCCUGGAGACGAAACAGUUCAACGCGCUGACGUCACUCGCGUCCGUCUUUAUCCCUAUCAGUACCUGUGCUGCCAUUUUCAGCAUGGGCGAUGGCUACUUGCCUGGGGAGGCCAAUAAUUGGGUAUUUUGGGCCGUUGCCCUUCCUCUGACCACGGGCGUGAUGCUGGUCAUCUUCAAUUUGUCAUUCAUGCAAAUGCUUGCGAAGUCGGCGGUGAGCCGCAUCGAAGCUUUACGCUAGUGCAGACUGAGCAACGGGGCCUGCCGUAGACAAGUUCUGUACCUAGUACUUAGUGUAAGAACGUAUGUAACCCCAGGGCCGG